This is a messenger RNA of Bombyx mandarina (wild silkworm), 694 nucleotides long. RefSeq names its product ribosomal protein L17 (gene RpL17). Gene Ontology annotation, cellular component: cytosolic large ribosomal subunit; ribosome. The record is from RefSeq and is a predicted model, not a curated record. Lineage: Eukaryota; Metazoa; Arthropoda; Insecta; Lepidoptera; Bombycidae. Gene Ontology annotation, molecular function: structural constituent of ribosome. Gene Ontology annotation, biological process: cytoplasmic translation.
GCAACACUGAAGUAUUUGUCAAUGUCAGACAUUUUCACGUCAAAAUAGAUUUGAUUAUUCCUUUUCUUGUCAUAUUUUCUCUUGAGAGAAAUAAUUAUGGGUCGUUACUCUCGGGAGCCGGAUAACCCUGCGAAAUCAUGCAAAGCGCGUGGUUCAAACCUCCGUGUUCACUUUAAGAACACAUAUGAGACCGCAAUGGCAAUCAGAAAGAUGCCGCUCCGUCGUGCUGUUCGUUACCUCAAAAACGUGAUUGAAAAGAAAGAGUGUAUUCCAUUCCGUCGCUUCAACGGCGGCGUUGGUCGCUGUGCUCAAGCAAAGCAGUUUGGCACAACACAGGGUCGCUGGCCCAAGAAAUCCGCCGAAUUCCUCUUGCAGUUAUUGAGGAACGCUGAAUCAAACGCUGACAACAAAACUUUGGACGUUGACAGGCUAGUCAUCGACCACAUUCAGGUAAAUCGCGCGCCCUGCCUACGCAGACGUACAUACCGUGCUCACGGUCGCAUCAACCCCUACAUGUCGUCUCCCUGCCACAUCGAAGUAUGUCUCAGCGAACGCGAAGAUGCUGUCGCCAGGGUAGCCCCUACUGAUGAUGCCCCAGCAAAGAAAAAGCUUUCCAAGAAAAAGCUUGCGCGUCAAAAGGAGAAGAUGAUGAGGGAAUAGACAUAAGGGUUAAAUAAAAGAUUUAUACAAUCAA